UUUCAGGGUUAUGUGGAUAUUGUUAUCGACUCAUGAUUAUUGGUUCAAAUUUCGAACUGGAGUUAAUUUCAUCCAAUUACUUUACCUUGGACCUUGUCAUCCGAGUCAAUGUCCUUAUCCCUAAAGUCGUCGUGUUAGUUAAAAUAUACUGUGUUCCCUCUCCCCACCGCAUCACGUGAGGGCCACAGCAGCAGAAGAUCUGCGUAUUCAUCACUUUCCAUGUCUUCCUUGUAAGGCAAAUCGCUAAUGGCCUCGUUAUAUUCUCUGCGCUUUUCGGCUUCUAAGCCAUGUCCUCGGCCGGCGCCUCCGCGAAGUUUGCGUCCAUUUUCCCGCCAAAAGCUUUUCACUUCAGCCCGGGCAGCUACGUCAGGAUCUCAGCAACCAUUGCUGAAUUCUUCUUUCAUCGAUGGAGUCCAUCCUUUUAAUCUCUCUUUGUCAUCCGUCCCCUCUAGAGCUAGACCUCUUAGUGCAGUUUUUGUUAUCAGAGCCAAUUUCAUUGCCCCUCUGAUUUCUCCUGAAGAUCAAUGGGGCACCUGGACGGCUCUAUUCGCUGCUGGUGCUUUUGGCAUCUGGUCGGAAAGGACCAAGAUUGGUAGCACAUUGAGUGGUUCUCUGGUGAGCAUUUUAGUAGGGCUUGCAGCGAGUAAUUUCGGAAUUAUUGCCAGUGAAGCUUCAGCAUAUAAGAUUGUUAUGGGUUUUCUGCUCCCAAUAGCCGUUCCGUUGUUGUUAUUUAGGGCUGACUUGCGCCGCGUGAUUAAGUCAACUGGGACACUUCUCUUGGCUUUCUUACUGGGUUCAGUUGCAACAACAGUUGGAACAGCGAUAGCAUAUGUGCUGGUUCCAAUGCGAUCACUUGGUCAGGAUAGUUGGAAGAUAGCAGCUGCACUCAUGGGCAGACAUAUUGGUGGAGCUGUCAACUAUGUUGCCAUAUCUAAUGCACUUGAAGUAUCUCCUUCAGUUCUAACUGCUGGGUUAGCUGCAGAUAAUGUCAUCUGUGCAUUAUAUUUUUCAACAUUGUUUGCCCUAGCCUCUAAAGUGCCUCAAGAGGCUUCAUCGUCCGGAAAUGAUGAUGCAUUGAAUUCAGAAUCUGAGUCUGGGAACAAACUUCCGGUGCUACAAAUGGCAACUGCUCUUGCUGUGGCCUUCACCAUCUGCAAGACUGCUGCCUUUCUUAUUCGUUAUUUUGGAAUCCCGGGGGGUAAUCUGCCAGUUAUAACUGCAAUUGUUGUAAUACUCGCAACUGCAUUUCCAAAACCAUUUGCUUUUCUUGCACCAUCUGGUGAGGCUAUGGCUGUCAUUCUCAUGCAGGUAUUCUUUGCGGUAAUAGGUGCAAGUGGAAGCAUAUGGAGUGUGAUCAACACAGCACCCAGUAUUUUUCUGUUUGCUUUUGUUCAAAUAGCAAUCCAUCUUGCUGUGAUUCUGGGCUUGGGAAGGCUCUUUCGUUUUGACUUGAAAUUGUUGCUCAUUGCAUCAAAUGCCAACGUUGGAGGUCCUACUACUGCAUGUGGAAUGGCUACGGCAAAAGGUUGGACCUCUCUCAUAGUCCCUGGCAUUCUUGCUGGCAUCUUUGGAAUCGCCAUUGCAACUUUUCUCGGCAUUGCAUUUGGUACGACUGUGCUAAAGCACAUGUGAACUUGCAUGCCAAUCGAUCAGUGUAAGAUGUCCCCUCCUCUUUAUUUUCCUUUACUUCAUUUUUAAUAGCGAUACAUUUAGAGCCAGAAACAUUAAUACCUUGUGGCCCUGAAAGGUGAAAUAAGAUGCAUGAAUAAUUCAAUAACUCUGAAAUGUGAGGCAUACUGUGAGGUUAUUUUGGGAUUUGCACCUUAUGGAAACGGUGGCAAUACAAAGGGAGGGAUUGAUAGAGGCAAUUCUUUUGUCUUUUGUUAUGCACUCCAGAAGAGUUCAAUAAAUAAGCAGUAUCAACGUAUAAUAACAGCGUUUUUAUAAUGUGGCAUAUUA
Molecule: messenger RNA, 1959 nt
Organism: Neltuma alba
Lineage: Eukaryota; Viridiplantae; Streptophyta; Magnoliopsida; Fabales; Fabaceae
Exons: 6
Coding region: 247-1632 (461 amino acids)
Source: RefSeq, a predicted model, not a curated record